This is a messenger RNA of Coccidioides immitis RS, 1239 nucleotides long. RefSeq lists its product as uncharacterized. Lineage: Eukaryota; Fungi; Ascomycota; Eurotiomycetes; Onygenales; Onygenaceae. The transcript has 4 exons. The record is from RefSeq and is a predicted model, not a curated record. The coding region runs from base 739 to 1239 and encodes 166 amino acids.
UAGGAUUUUUCGAUGCCAAUUUUGUACUCUUUCAAAAAAGUUCUCACAUAUAUCAGCUCAACCCCUCCUUUAUCUGUUGUCUUUGUUGUGAUCUUCUCUCCAACUCUUAGGGACAUGCCUAAUUUUACAUGACGGGACUCCAUUUUACUAUGGAUCUGAGGUUUCUGCCCCAGUCCUGGUUCAUGGAUCUCCAUGACGUCUCAGCCUUUUCUUUUCUUUGACAAAUGGUUCCUAGUAUAUUUAGCCUUGCAACGAUCUUUUCAAUUUUUCAAUUUUGUCAGGUUUUCUUGUCUAAAUUACAACUAUUUGGUAUAAGUUUUCAAGAGGUCCUCAAGUUGGUAUAUCCUUGUUCCUCAGUUUCAUUAGGCUGUGUCUUGAAGUCUUUAUCCCCUGAUUACCAUUCCUCCCAGAGAACAUCUUCCUCAUCACAGUUUAGCUCGUCCUGCUAUUCUAGGAACUUAAUCUAUUUGAUUGGCCAUGAUACCCACCAAGUGUACAAAGAAUCGAGUAUCACCGAAAACCCCAAGCCCCCAGCUUAUCCCAGAGCUUACCUCUCCUCCCUGGCAUCAAUCGGGGAGUGCAUUAAAACUCAGAAAAAACAAGUCAAGGCGGUCUUUUACAGGAAAACAUCGCGAGCCCAAAAGGCACACUUCUCGAAUCUCUACCUCGAGAAUCACCCAAGAUCAAGAGCACUCCGAAGCAGAUGGAUCAAAGAGCCAUAAGGAGGGCAAAGAUCAAAUGUCAAGAGCAGUAAACCCCGACUUGAAAGACGAGAAGAGAUUGGAUGUUGGGGAAGCGAAGAAAGAAGCUAGUCCUGCAGCUCAAGAAAAUCCUUUCGAGCAAAGCCUUACGGAACGGAAGUACGCCAGGAAGAUAAGUCUUUUGUUACGUACGCAGUCGACUCGAGAAGACCCCUGCAGAGAUGCCCAUCAUGUUGGCGGGAAGAGUUGUUCGGGGUUGCCGGAGCGCGCUGCGCUGACCCCAAAGGUACUUGCCCAGGUUCAAAAUUUCGUUUACGGAGUACAACCGGCAAUUCGAAGUGAAAUUCAGGCAACGACCAUUGGUUGCUCACGGGACCUCUCACGAUUCGACUGGGCAUCUAAAUAUGGACUGAGACUCGACGCUUUCACUCGCCCCCGAAAGCACAAGCCAAGCACUGCCCCACGCCAAACGAACCAACAGAAAUCCUGGUCAAAGCAAUGGUGCCAAGAACCAGCUAGUUUGGACCCAGGAGGAUGA